AUGGAUGAACAAAGCCACAGUGCUGAAUAUAAAUCAACGGUAAUGUUAAGACCUGAAGCAAAGUCAACAAUAAAAUGCAUGGGUUGCAAUAGUUAUGGAUGUAACGAUGCAAGAUAUGACAUUCAUGUCACAGAUGGAAUUCCCAAUGAGGCUUAUGGAGUUAUAAAACCAAAAAUAAAUUUUCAUGAAGGUCAAAACAUUUCUUUAGUAUGUUCUGCUGUCAUUCGUGAAUUUUCUCAAGCCGUAUGGUAUGAUGAUAAAAACAACAAAGUUGAAGAUUCUGAAAGAAUAAAAGUCACGUUUGAAGAAACUAACUUUACUCACCGCGCUAUUAUAUCGAUUAAUAAUGUUAAUCGUUUGGAUGAACGAGAUUAUUAUUGUACAGCAAAUAAUGAAUUUCACAAGGAAAUUCCAAAGAAAUAUUCUCUUCAGCUUAAUGCUUACUUCGUUCAUGGAAAUAUCAAUAACGUUGCAAUAACACGAUUUGCAAAAGACCCAGAAAAUCCUGUAUACUUAUCAUGUCACUUUGAAGGCAUUCCAACACCUAAUAUUAUGUGGUUUAAAAACAGUACAUCUAUAUCGUCAUCAAAACAGUUUAGUUUAGAGGAUAGAAAUCAAAAGUUAAUAAUACGAUAUCUUUUGAAACGUGACAGUGGUGACUAUUUAUGUGUUGCAGAGAAUGGCUUUUGGCCAUUUAAAGAAAAACAACUAGUAGAAGCUGGCCAUACGCAUUUUAAAGAAGGAGCAGUUGAUUUAAUAAACCCAGAGUUAACCAUAGACGAGCAGGCAGAACUUCUUCCUUACGAUAUUAGGUGGGAGUUUCCUAUUGAGAAGUUAAGAUUAGAUAAGCAAUUAGGAAGCGGGGCUUUUGGAGUUGUGUAUAAAGCAGAGGCCUAUAGGAUUUUGCCUUAUGAGUCCAUCACAACUGUGGCUGUGAAAACAGUUCGCAGAAAUGCAGAUUUAAUGUAUAUCAGUGCGCUGGCAAAGGAGCUGAAAACAAUGGUUUAUUUAGGACAACACUCAAAUGUUGUAAAUCUUCUGGGCGCUUGCACCAAAAAUAUAGCCAAACGUGAACUUUUGGUAAUUAUUGUGCUUUGUAGAUGUGGAAAUCUUGAAAGCUAUCUCGUGCGUCAUAGAAAAAAUUUUAUUAACCAAAUUGAUCCAAGUACAGGUCAAAUCGAUACUUCUAUGAGAAAAAAUUUAAAGAGAACAAGACACGAGAUCUAUGAAAAUUUAACUACGGCCUUGUCUGACAGCAGUCUAAACGAUAAUCACACCAUUCACUAUUCAGAAAUUCAGAAUUCUAGCGGCUCAAUUGAAUCCAGUGAUUACAUAGAAGAAGAUUUUUUGUUCAUCUGCACUGAGGAUCUUAUGUUAUGGGCUUAUCAAGUGGCAAACGGCAUGAAGUUUCUUUCAGAAAGAAAGGUGCUGCACUGUGACUUGGCUGCAAGAAAUAUACUGUUAGCAGAGAACAACAUCGUCAAGAUCUGCGAUUUCGGUUUAGCCAAGACAUUGUACAAAGACGAAAACUAUAAGAAGCAAUGCGAUGGGAAGUUACCCAUAAGGUGGAUGGCCAUUGAGUCCAUCAGAGACGGAGUCUUUUCUACAAUGUCGGAUGUGUGGUCAUUCGGUGUAGUACUCUGGGAAUUUUUCUCUCUUGCAGAAAUACCUUAUUUAGGUGUAGGGUUCGAGGUGAUGUAUCAGAAAAUAAUUAGGGGAUACAGAAUGGCUCAGCCUACUUAUGCCACCGAUGACAUGUAA
Messenger RNA from Copidosoma floridanum, 1761 nucleotides. RefSeq names its product vascular endothelial growth factor receptor 2-like. Lineage: Eukaryota; Metazoa; Arthropoda; Insecta; Hymenoptera; Encyrtidae. The record is from RefSeq and is a predicted model, not a curated record.